Aspergillus nomiae NRRL 13137 is the source of this 6516-nucleotide messenger RNA. RefSeq lists its product as uncharacterized. Lineage: Eukaryota; Fungi; Ascomycota; Eurotiomycetes; Eurotiales; Aspergillaceae. The transcript has 2 exons. The record is from RefSeq and is a predicted model, not a curated record. Gene Ontology annotation, cellular component: nucleus; Cul8-RING ubiquitin ligase complex. Gene Ontology annotation, biological process: replication fork processing; double-strand break repair via homologous recombination. Bases 1 to 6516 code for a protein of 2171 amino acids.
AUGGAAUCAUGGCGGGAACGAGGGUUUGUACCGGACUCAGACGAGGAUGAUGGGUUGGACAGCCCGGAAAAAGUGAACCAGGAUCUCGAUGGUAGUGACGAUGAGCUUGGAGCAUCCCCGACACCCGAUACGCUGGGUACGACUCCCCAGGCCCCCGAGGGUAAAGACACCAAGGAAGAGAGCCACCAUAGCUCCCAAGGCGGCAUUGUUGAAAAUUUCCUACCUGUCAUAUCCAGUCCAGAUGUUGAUAAUGUGCCUGUCCAGGCAAAUGAGGAAGCGAAGUCUUUGGCUAAAGAGGUGCCCGACAAGCAAGCUAGGGAUAUCGCUACAGGACCGCUAUCAGAAGACUUCAAUGAUGAGGAUGCCACGCCUACGAGAAAGUCGCAUCCAUCCCCGACUCUAUCCGCUACUCCAAGGCCAAGGCCAAGCCCACCGUCGACCCCGCUAAGAGAGCAAUCCGAAGACAUAUGGGAGGUACAGAGCUCUUCACCAGACGAACUACAGCUGGUCGAUCUGAUUUCCCGGAGGUCGAUCGGCCUUCAUUCGAAAGUGCCAGGCACUGGCGAGCAACAGAAGGAUAACGAAAAUGCCGACCCUUCGCCUUUAUCUUCACCACUGUCGUCCCUCCACUCUUUGACAUUGGGCGAAGGUGAUGAACAUGAUCAACAGAAUACAGUGAAUACAGAGAGUCCACCGCCGGAGAGCAACCUAGAUGCGUUGCUUCCGCCUCUUGAAAUCCCAGAAGAUAUACUGCGAGAGAUGUCUCAACCAGCACGAAGGUCCUUACGGCAGCGCAAUCCCAUCCAAUUACACCCGUAUCUUUUGGAGAAUGCGAAAUACCAAAAGCUUAUGAAGGCAAGAGGGAUUAAACCAGUACCCGCCGCUCAAUACCAGCAAGCAAUGCAGGCGGCGGCUGAUGGCCAAGGACAGAGCUUUGAUAGCACCCUGCCACCUUCGAGCAGCCCUACUGCGGACUUCGAGUUUGCACCAUCGUCUCCGCCGGAAAGAAAUUCUAUCUCUACAGGAAAAGCACCUCAAGAUCUUCAUGGAAGCCAACCGCAUUCGCUCCAUCAGGACCUAUCUGAGAACGAGAUCAGAGGGCCUAAGAGGCGUAAAGUGUCAAGGCCAGACGAUCAUUGGAACUUAUUACGCCACCAGCCCCGGCCUACAGUGGUAAUAACCAACCGUGCGUCUCCUAUCAACUUGAACAGUAGCUUGGCUCGUGACAUACUGCCCAGUCCGCCACGCUCUGGAAGUAACUCCUCCCCGCAGGCCCUAUGGAAUCCUACUGAGUUUCGGUUCCCUCGUGGGUUCACGCCGCCUACGUUAAACACACCUAAUACAGCCCCGAGACGGGAAGGGCGAGAUGCCACUACAACAGCCUACGGGUCCAGAUCUGACGUUGAUGAAGAGCCUGUUGAUGUUCGGUCGACAGCCUCUCAACAUUCUCAUUCCGCCUCGGAGAAUGAUGGAGAGGAUGAAGAAGAAGGAGAGGAGCCUGAAGAGGACGUUCGUGAACUUCAACGUAGAAUCAAAGGUGUACUUCCGGCUUCGUGGCUGCGGUUAGACCAACAGAGACAAAAGGAUGCACAGCUGAGUUCUACACAGCGAAAUCGCGAUAAGAAUUCUAGGAUAGAAAACGCCAAGGGCGUCGCUAAAAAGAUAAUUAAGAGAACUGGCCCCUCAACUUCGUCAAACCUGGUCGAGCAUUUGGCAUCACUGAGACAUCUUGCCGAGUCUGAUGGUAGUGAUACGGAUGAAGAUGACCGCAAUGGGGGUCAAACCAAUGCGCGACAGAUACUAGCCAACUUGGUUGGAUUCGAUGACACAUUCCUAGCGGAAGAUAUGGGCGAGGACAUUCCAGAAGACAAUCGCAUCGAUUACAUGUUUCCAUCAGCAACACGUGAAACAACAGCUCCUCGAACCCAAAAGGGAGGCCAAAAACGACAAAGGCCUGAGAGCCAUUUUGCUCGUUCUGACAGUCAUCCUAAGCGGCCUCGCCUUAAGAAACAAGCUAGGCUUACGGAUCCCAUCUACAGGCGGGAAAAAAAGAAAUAUCCCUCACACACUCCUCCGAGGCUUGGUAUAUUGGAUGCUCCCGAUGUUGCUUCUCGGCCUCGAAACGAGCAGCCACAGUUCCUCAGAGUCGCUGCUCGCAAAGCACGGUCUCGUCAGGAUAAAGGCAGACGAAGCCCUUCAAACAAAGUCAUCAAAAUGAGUUCAGCUCUAGACACAGAAGAUGCUAACACAUCGUUACGCGAAUGGCGCGCCGGGCGUAUUCGGCAGUCGAAGUUGCCCAGGGCUCAAGCAAAGGCCCCCAGGCGACCACCAUUGGCGGAUCUUUCUUCAAACAAGAAAGUUGGACCCAGAAAUCAUGAAUCUGGGGAGAUAAACAAAGACCACCGUAUCACGGCUGGACCAGCGACACGACCGGACGAUAUCAACGUCGUCCGGAGUCAAACGCCAGAUCCAGAAGCUCCACCACCCACUACAGCGCCCCCCACUUCGAAAAAGCCUAUGCAGCGUAUUCAGUAUGGCAACAACUGGUUUGUCCGGAGAAACGUUGUCGUUUCCUCUCUAAAAAGAAACGAUCCAAGACCUGUCGGUUUAGAAAUGGCGAGUCUUAACGUUUCCCGAGCGCCAUCCUUUCAAAGGUCACUUUCCCUACUCAAUCAAAAUGCUAGGCAAAAACGCUUACCCGAGACCCUGGACCGAAAUAUAAUAUUGAAUCGAUUUCUCGUCGACAGUAGCCAAGCAGCUGUUCAUGCUAAGUCACGCGGAAGCACCUUCACUCGCGAGUCGAACGAUGUGAGCGUAUCGCUCCCAAAGCGUCCAGUUCAAAUCAAGCGGAAGUUGAAGAAACGCACUCCCAUGAGAUUGGAUGUUAGCACUGCUGAAGACACGAAUCCACUUAUCCUGUCCGCAGAUCUAGACCCUCCUCGAGUGCAAGGGGAAGAUGCAAACCCCAGUCAAGGAGUCUCGGACGGACUGAGUGGUUUUCAACGCUCGUACUCUACGGAUUUUGGCAUCACUCCUCUGGGCCUAGGAACCUUUUUCCAUGAAUCUUCGUUUAUUGGAAGUGGGGAGUUUCACCGCUCGCUUGAGCUCGGCAAGCGUAACCUUGAUCAAGAUACUGGCAUUUUCACUUCGAAUGUUGGGGAUCGAACUUUUCGGUGGGGACCUUGGAAUGAUGCUGUGUCCUCUGAACUUGGCAUUGCAUUUGAUACCAUGCUUGAGGAAAUGGAAAAGAAUGACACGAUGUCCACUGAGGCGGCCCUUGAAAACGCACCCAAUCGCACCCACAUUAUCUACAGGACCCUGGUCAAGUACGUCACGGAAACUCUGACGUUCAUCGAUCCUAUCGAUAGAACAGGCUUUAUAACGAGGGCCUAUGUGCUUAUUUCCAAGGUCAAUGAUAAUUUAACCGCAUUGGUCUCGGCUACAGCUCGAGGGACAGAGCAUCGUACGAAAAUUGCUUCCUACAAUGUCGUAUUCGCCAACUUAACCUAUCAGAUAGCUUGUCAUACCCUCGUCAAUGGCAGCGUAACGGAAGAAGUCUUGGAACUUGUGAAGUCAGUUUCUAGACAAGCCUUUACAGCCAUUUCGGACUCAGUAGGGAAAAUCAAUAUUCGCAAAUUCCUCGAAGAUAACAAGGUGUGCGAACAACGCGAUAAAGGGGUCCGAGACGAAUACCCAGCCGUUGAGGCCUACGUCAUUGUUCAGCACAUAUUGCACAGUACGGAAAAGCUGAAGGGCUGCUUUGAAGGGCUCAUUGCCGACUCUUUGUUGUCAACCGGAGAUCUGAGCAAUACAAAGGAUAUCGAUCACUUAGAAAGCAGGUGGCAUUGGCUAUUAACUACCCUACCGUUGGGCGAAAUUGACGCUCUUGGAAUCGCCCGAAUUGGAUCACGCUUCAGAGGAACUUGCAACAACUGGACAAUAGUGAAACAUUUUCUGUGCCCUGUUUUGGAAAGUUACGAGCCUAGUACUUCAGCCUCUAUCUCCUACAAUACUUAUUGCCGAACUCUGUUUCACAGAUGCUUCCUUCUUAUCAAUGGCUGGGGGUGGAGGGAUUGCAAACUAAUCUUAGAUACGCUCUACGAUUUCUUUGCGAGGAACACCUUGUAUAAUCUGAAACAAGAAGAGAAUUAUACGUCUCCCUCGUUUUUAGAUGAGCUCGACCACAACCCAUCCAUUGACGUCACGCCAAGCGACCCAUGCUUCCAUAUCUUUUUGAAGCUCAUCGCAAGUGGCUUGCGUUUUCUGUCCAAGCUAUAUGAUAAGAAGAAAGUGCGGAAUUUCGCUUGGCGCCUAUUGCCAAAUCACGGCAGAGUAUAUCCAAAAGAACAGCCUAUUCACCAGGCAGAUUUGGAUGCUCUACGAAACCACCACGAUCUGCUCUGCACUUUAUACUUCGCAGUCCCAGAUGGGUGCCGACCUCGAUUAGAGGCGAUAAAGAACCUUGUGCAUCCUGCCAACUCCCACCGCGAAACUUGCAAUAUCAGCAUCCGAUCAUGGGCUAGACUUGUGCGCUUCAAGUUGUCCACAGAUGAGGAUGUAUCUGGGUUAGAAGCAUUUGCUGAUUGGCAUAGUUACUUCGUUAGUGAAUUCAUCAAACAGCACAUGCUAGCUCGAAGGGAGAUAGAAGCGCAAAACACAAAGGACAAUCAAUUUUCUCACCAGCUGAUCGAACGGACGAUUUCACAGAAUCAGAGACAGAUCGAGUCUUUACUGAAAACUGCCCUGAGUAGCUUACAAAACGCUAUUCAAUCAGCCCCAACACUCGAGCACGCUCACAGACUAAUUUCUAAAUCACCUAUAGGUAUGGUAUUGGGGCUCUUCAACUCUAGGCUUGCUCGUGUCAAUACUACGGUGUCAGAGGCUCUACAGAUGUUAAAGGCCUAUGUUCACAAGUGCAACUCCGUCUCUACUACUGGAUCAGCAAACCCACCAGCGCCAGUGGAUGAAGACAGCCAAGAGUAUGGUGAUUGGGCCGACAUCGAGGCAAUGUACGGUGAUGAGUUUUCUCCUGCGACCCAUCCUCAAGGAAUCGAAUACGUGGAGAAAGCUCUUCACCCAGCAGUAUCCCAGCUUGUAUCUAAUUGUUUUGGUGAGGAUCACUGCCCGGAAGACGCAAUCCUUCUAAGUGUUGUCGAUUGUUGGACUUCUAUCGCCCAAGUGCUUGUGAAAAAUAGAUUCCGGCAUUGGGACAAUUAUCUUAGCCUUUACGACGGUGAUUCCUGGGCAGGGCUUCGAAAGACAGUGCAAACUAGAAAGUUCACACCUAAGUUCCUGGCAAGCUGCAUUGAAAAAGAUGCUCGAUUCAUAUCUGAAUGCAAGAUGCAAGUCCUCGGGAUGUGGAUGUCGAGCUUAGUUGAGCGGGUAUCGAUGUUGAAAUUCCAGCACUCUUUGACUGAGGCGUUGUUGAAUUGCGAUCCGACCAAUACUCUGUUGCAGAAUUUACCCUUCUCUGUGGAUAGAAAGCAUGGUCGAUACUCAAUUACGCUGGAAGAACUCAGUCAACGUCGGUUGUCUUUAAUAUCAAGUCUACUGUCAAACAUGCGCGCGCACAUCCAAGACCUGGAGAUUGCAGCAAGUAAAACGCUUUCGACUGAAAAGCAAGAGUACCGUGAACUUAUCCAGACAAUGAUGUCCUCAAUGAAAGCAAACUACCAGGAGCUAGGUAGCAGCGCAGCAAGUGCACAAGGAGUUUAUGUGGACUUUGUCCACCGGAUUGUCGGGUUCUUACAGCAACAUACGAGGGAUAUCUGCCCCAUCGACCCGUUCUUUACCGAUCCGACCUCGUUUCCUUUGCCUUCAACAGAUCCGACGUACAUCGUUGCACGAUUGAAGGGCUACGAGCCGAAGCUCUCAUCUGAAAAGGUCGCAAAAACCCUGAUCAUGUUCAUCCAGGGCAUUUCGGAGCGAGCCGCUAUAGACGGUCAGCAGGUCUACCUUGUCGACCAGUUACAGACUUCCAUAGCACAUACUUAUGAAGUGGGAGACCCGGCUAGGCCAACCCUGAGGGCUACCCUGCUGCAAUCCGUGUUUCCAGCCUAUCUUCAGACGGCUUUCAGCAACCCUGUCGUGGACUACAUUGAUCGAGCCACCGACGCGGGCGAGAACAUCAUAGCCCAGAUACAAGCAUUCCGCCAGUUCAUCCUGUUUAGCACAUCAUUCCUACAUGACCAGCUACUCAUAACCGAUCCCGAAAACAUCCCUCACCCGACCAACAUCUUCACAUCCGAAAGCACGCCUACCAACGCCCCAGCAUUCUUCAACGAGAUUCGCAUCUCCGCAACGCGCGAACUCCAGACCUACAUCAACGAGAGCUGGUCCAGACACCAAGGCAAAUACUACUUCACUCGGCGUGGCGGCCACCAACCACAGGAGGUCAACCUCGAGCCAUCCGUGGCUGCGAAUUUGGAAAAUUUCCCCUUGGCAAUAUUCGACGAUGCUGCUCGGAAAUUCUUGGAUACGCUACGGGCUCUUGACUCAUUUGACACUUUCCAUUAG